AUGGAGAUUCUGCACUUCCAGUUUAACUUAAUUCCAAUCUUGCUUGUCUUCUUUAUUCUCUUUCUUCUUGUUAGAAAAUGGAAAGAAAUGAACCAAAGAUUAUUGCCACCAGGUCCAUGGAAAUUGCCUGUUAUUGGAAGCAUGCAUCACCUUAUUGGAGCACUUCCACAUCAUGCUCUUGCAAAAUUAGCCAAAAAAUAUGGACCUCUAAUGCACUUGCAACUAGGGGAAGUUGAUGCAGUUGUAGUAUCAUCUCCUCAUUUGGCAAAACAAAUUCUAAAAGUUCAUGACCUUUCUUUUGCAGCAAGGCCAAAGCUUGUGGCGUCUGAUAUAGUCUUUUAUCGUCAAAAAGACAUUGCAUUUGCAGAAUAUGGUGAUUACUGGAAACAGAUGCGAAAAAUAUGCUUUUCAGAGCUACUCAGUGCAAAGAUGGUCAAGUCGUUUAGUUUAAUUAGACAAGAUGAGGUUCAUAAUCUUGUUACAUCAAUUCGUUCCACACCAGAUGAUGUGGUUAACAUGACUGAAAAGGCUCUUCAACUUACCAGCUCUGUUAUAUGUAGAUCAGCUUUCGGGAAAGUAUGGGAUGAUAGAGAUAAUUUGUUAAUGAUCACGAGGGAAGUACUAGACUUAUUCGCAGGAUUUGAUGUGGUGGAUCUCUUCCCUUCAUGGAAAUUACUUCAUGAAAUCAGUGGAAAGAGAAACAGAUUGAUGAAUAUGCAUCAUAAGCUUGAUGUAAUAAUGGAGAAUAUUAUUGAUGAUUAUAAACAGAAUAAAGCAAAUGGCGUAAAAGGCAACAACGAGUUUGAGGGUGAAGAUUUGAUUGACGUUUUACUUAGAGUUAUGGAGAAUGAUGAACUUCGAUUUCCUGUGACAACUGAUAACAUCAAAGCAGUCAUUCUUGACAUGUUCUUUGUGGGGACUGAAACUUCAGCAACAACAAUACAAUGGGCAUUGUCUGAACUGAUGAAGAACCCAAAUAUCAUGACAAAAGCACAGGGAGAAGCAAGAUGUGUCUGUAAAGGGAAGAAAGAUUUGGAUGACAGUGAUCUCGAAAAGUUGAAAUAUCUGAAGUUAGUGGUUAAAGAAACUCUAAGGUUACACCCUCCAGGUCCACUUUUAAUCCCUAGAGAAUGCAGGGAGGAAACAACAAUAGGCGGAUACACUAUUCCUCUUAAAACCAAAGUGAUUGUUAAUUGUUGGGCUACGGCAAGAGAUCCUGAAAGUUGGGACGACCCUGAAAAUUUUGUGCCAGAGAGAUUUGAAAACAGUUCUGUGGAUUUCAAGGGAAAUCACUAUCAAUUUAUUCCAUUUGGUGCAGGAAGCAGGAUAUGUCCAGGAAUGCAAUACAGUUUAGCGCUAGUGAUGUAUCCCUUGGCACAGUUGCUUUACCACUUUGACUGGAAACUUCCUUAUGGAAAACAACCAGAGGAUCUAGAUAUGACUGAAACAUUUGGAAUAACUGCAAACAGGAAGAAUGAUCUUCACUUGAUUGCCAUUCCACAUGAUUUGUCUCAAUAUUGACACAAAAU
Messenger RNA from Solanum verrucosum, 1529 nucleotides. Its product is annotated as premnaspirodiene oxygenase-like. The coding region runs from base 1 to 1521 and encodes 506 amino acids. The record is from RefSeq and is a predicted model, not a curated record. Gene Ontology annotation, molecular function: heme binding; monooxygenase activity; iron ion binding. The transcript has 2 exons. NCBI's taxonomy places the organism in Eukaryota, Viridiplantae, Streptophyta, Magnoliopsida, Solanales, Solanaceae.